This is a messenger RNA of Helianthus annuus (common sunflower), 1065 nucleotides long. Its product is annotated as soluble scavenger receptor cysteine-rich domain-containing protein SSC5D-like. The record is from RefSeq and is a predicted model, not a curated record. Bases 1 to 1065 code for a protein of 354 amino acids. The transcript has 4 exons. Lineage: Eukaryota; Viridiplantae; Streptophyta; Magnoliopsida; Asterales; Asteraceae.
AUGAUUGAAGAUGCCAACAAGAAAGCCUAUUUUGGUAUCAUUGAUCAAGAUGAUGAAAAGUUGGCUCCAGGAUUUAGCUGGGAUCAUUAUUUGGAUGAGAAUAGAGAGUUUAAAGCUUUUAUCGCUAAAAUUGUUCAAAAGCCAGAAUUGUUGAAGGAAUGGAUAGCAGUGUUAUCUGAUGAAGAGAAAAGUGAAGAUGAAGGAUCCGUUUCAUCAGAAAACAGUUCAUCAGAGACAAGUGAUGAUGAGGAGGAGAUUGAACAGAUAAAUAUUGGAAAAACUCAUAUACUAGAAGUUAUACCAAAAGAAUCACCCUAUCCAAAGAGACAUGAAGAUUUGAUAAACAAGGGCGAUUUUCUUGAUAGAAGCUCAUCACCAGAUGCACAGGAUCAAGUACAUAGAAUGGAAGGUACAACACAAACAUCACGAAUCAAAGAUACAGUCAUGGAGGAUAAAACUCAGCAAUCAAGAAUGGAAGGCGCACAUCUUGACCUACAAUCUGAUAGUGAAUCAACACCACAUGCUGCAACAACCAAUCUUGAUCAAGAGUCUACUGCCAUAACUGGUGCUAGCAUGAAAAGAGAUAUCAGAUCAGAAUUUGAUGAAGAGGAUGAUCUAGAGAUAACAACAGGAGGAGAUCAGAUUUCUGAUCAAGGAAGCUUGGAAAUAUUGGAAAAUCAGCCGUCACCCGCCACCACCCAACUCCGCCCCUACUGUCUCCCACCGCCGUCACCUGCCACUACCCACCAUCCCGACACCACCCCUGCCACAGCCGCCACCCACCCCACCCCCACCCCCACCUCCGUUGUCACCCGCCACCCACGUCCACCUCCACCACCAUCGACGUCACCCACCACCAUUGUCGCCGCCGCCACCUACCUCCGUCUCGGCCCCCACCCACCGUCAUUGCCACCUACCGUCACCACCGCUCCUAUCACCACCCACCACCACCGACUACCGUCACUCACCACCGAUUUUCCUUCGUCUAUUCUUUCCUACCAAACAAUACAAAGUAAUGAUUCAUUUUAUUCUCACAUGGUAACCAAACAAGAGAUGGGAUUGUAA